AUGGAUUUGGAUUUAUUUGAAAAAAUUUUAAAUUUAUUUGAUAAAAUUCAACUUAGUGGAAAACCUUUUGAAAUAAAUAUUGAUCAAGAUUUAUUAACAAUUAUUCCACUUCCACGAAAAUUAAUUCUUGAUCUUCUUUCUGAUGAAAAAAUAUCAAAGAUUUUUUAUUUAUCACAAGAUCAAAAUAAAGUUUACUUUGAAAAUAAUUUUUCUUUAUGUUCAAUUGAUCAAAAAAGUAGUGGUUCAUGUAAAUCAUUAUCAUGUCAACAACUUCAUAUUUGUAAAGAUUAUAUUUUAAAUAAAAAUUGUUUAGAAUUAGAUAAAUAUGGAAAAUGUUCACAUUCUCAUUCAUUAUCAACAAAACAUAAUCAUUCUAUAAUUAAUCAAUAUAAUUUAUCAUUAGAUGAUAAUGAAACAACAUUUCAAUUUAUUUCUCAUCUUAUUCAAAUAUCAUUAUCAAUUAAAAAUCAAUCAAGAUUAUUUAUAGAAACAAAUAAUCAACAAUCUAUAACUGAUGAUUUAAUUGAUAUUUGGUUAAAUGAUCAUAAAUCUUUAUUAAUUCAUUAUAGAUUAAUUAAUCCAUAUACUAUUCAAUUUAUAUUUGAUGAUGAUGAAGUUUGUUCAAUGAUGGAAGAUUUUAUAAUAGAAAAUCAUCGAGAAAAUAUUUCAGUAAAGAAAAAUCUUUCAUUUAAUGAUAUAUAUUUAAAUAAUUCGAAAAUCAAUGAAAAUAAUUUCAAUAAACAAUCGAAAAUAAAUUCAAUUGAAAAUAAUAAUCAACCAAUUGAAUUAACAAAUAAUAACAACAUUUCUCCAACAUUCAAUCAUGAGAAAAAUAAAUCAGGAGAUGAAAAUCGAUUUAGUUCUUUAUUUGGACGAUCUCGUGGAAGAAAUCAAUUGAAUAAAACUCCACCUUCACCUUCAUUAUCAAAUAAUAAUUCAUUUUCUUCAUUUAAUAAUCAAUCAAAUUUAAAUAAUCAAAAUCUUUAUUCAAAUCAACAAUUAUUAUCGAAUAAUUCAACAACAACAACAACAACAACAACAUCAAAUCAAAGAAAAUUUCAAUUUUCUCAACGUCUUAAUUCAAGAAAGAAUGAUCUAUAUUCACAAGAAAUAAAACCAAUAACAAUUAAUAAUAAAACAAAUCCAACAUCACAAAUAAAUAAUAAUGAAAAAAAUUUUAUUUCAGAUGAAAUUUAUCAUCAAAAUCAAAAUCAAUCUCAAUCAAAUUCAUCUUUAACAUCUUAUUCAACAAAUAUUCAAUUAGAUCAAAACAAUCAAUAUCACAUUGACGAUAAUAAUUAUAAUAAUAAAUCACCAUCGAAUGAUGAUUCUAGUGAAAUUGAUUCUUCUGAAAAUGCUUCAUCAGUAUGUGCCGAUGUUGAUUCUAAAAUACGUUUUGUUCUUCGUGGACAUGAGAAAAAAACUAAAGAAAAAAGUUCAGUUAGAAUAACAAAUGAAACACUAAUGAAUUAUGUUUAUAAGAAAGAAUUUAAUGAUCAACAGUUAUCUUAUCUCCUUGGUCCUGGAAGAAAAAAUCUAAAUGAAAAUGAUCAAUGUCAAAUAUUCCCAUGUUUACCAUCGGGUUAUUGUCGAGUAAAAAAUAUUGAACAAGGAAAAGAUAUUGAAAAACAAUUAUAUUCAAUUUUACCUCAUACAUUCAAUAUUGAAACUGUCAAAGUCGAUGAUCAUCUUGCACUUAUUAUUUGUUCAUCAGCUGCAGAAUUUAUUUUUCAACAAAGUCAAAUCCAUUAUGCUAUUAUCACUGAACCAGCAAAAGUUCAUUUAACUAUUGAUGUAAUCCAUCAAACGAGAAGUGAAGCAAGGAAUUCUUCACCAAUAUUAAGUGAAAAUAAAAGAUCAUCUUCUAUUGAUGAUAAAACUUCCGAACAGUUAUCAUUGGAUGGAAAAUUUCAUAUAAGUUCAACUGGUUCAUCAAUUGAUGUUAUAUCUGGUGAUAUAAGUCAAAUUCCAGUUGAUAUGAUGAUAUGUGUAAGUACAUCAAAUAAUUUACGUGAUAGUGUUAUUCGUCGUGCUGGUCAUCAAAUUGAAUCCCAAUAUAAACAACGUUAUCAUCCAACAGAUGCUUUACUUCUUGAUGGUGGUUUAACUGCAGCAAAAAAAAUUCUUUUUGUUCCAUGGAAAACAGAUAUCGAAUCAAGAGAAACAAUUCAAACUGAAAAGUCAUUAUCAGAUUUAGUUAAAUGGUGUAUUCAACAAGGAUAUCAACGAAAAAUGAAAUCAAUUUCAUUUCCACCUAUUGGUACUGGUCAACUUGGUCUUGAUCCAGCUUUUGUUUGUGAAGCAAUGAUUAAUGCAGCAAGUGAUUGUUUACAUCAAUAUAAAAUAGAUGUUAUUUUUGUUAUUUAUCCAUCAACUCAAAUUAAUAAUAAUCAUCAAAAUGAUGAUGAUGAAUGUUAUCAAGUUUUUAGAAUUUAUCUUGAUAGUCUUUGUGAACAAAUUAAACCAAAUCAACUUUCGAAACCAUACAUUGAUAAUCAAACAAAUAUAUUAAAUAGUUCGGAUACGCAAAUAGAAUUUAUUCGACGAAAUAUACAAGGUAAACGUGUGUUAACUUUAUCAAAUUCAUCGAAUAUGAUUGAAGAUCAUAAUCUAUUGAUAAAAUCAUUAGAAAAUUUAUUAUACGAAAAAAGUUUUGAUUUAUCAUAUAUUGAACCAUCAUUAAUUGAUAAAAUUGAUUUAUUAAUUGAUAUAUGUUUUAAAUAUAAUGUUUUUCCAUGUAUUGAUUAUUCUAAAAAUGAAUUAAAAGUUAGUGGUGAUCGUGAUUCAUGUUUUCAAUGUUUAUUUAAUAUUCGUCAAAAUAAAAAAGUCUAUCAAUAUAGUUAUGUAUUAACUGAAAAUGGAGAAAAAUCUGAUGAAAUAAAGUUCAAUUCAUUUAUUUCAUUGAAAAUUGAUGAAGCUUUUGCUCUGGAAGAAUCAAAUGUUUCUAUUGAAGAUGAUAAUCAAAUGAUUUUUAAUAUUGAUUUGAAUAAAUUACAAGUAGAAAUAAAUCGAAGAAAACAAUCAGCGUUUCUUGUUAAAAAAGAAAUAAAUGUUAAUUCAAAAGUAAAAAUUCCAUCAUCAUGGUCUUCAUCUUUCUCAACAAUUUCUAUAAUAGAAGUAAACAAAUCUUUAUAUCAAUCAUUAGAAUGUUAUAGAGAUUUUUAUGAAACAAUGUCAAAUGAUGUUUGGAUUAUUGAACGAAUUGAUUCAAUUGAAAAUUAUCCAUUAUAUAUACAAUUUAUCAAUAAUAAUAAAAACGAAACGAAAUUAUAUUAUCAUGGUUCUUCUUAUUCAUCAGUUCAAUCAAUAAUUCAUUAUGGUUUACAUUCAUCAAAUUCUUCAAAUUAUGGUGAUCAAUUUGGAAAUGGAUCGAUUUGUUUGACACGUGAUGUAUUGAAUAGUCAUUUAUAUGGAACUCGUCGUUCAACAGAUGGAAAACAUUAUUUAUUUGCUGUUCAAUUAGCUAAAUAUGAUAGAAAUAAUGAUUUUGUUUUAUUAACAAAUGAUGAUGCUUAUUUAGCUUUACCAACACACUUGAUUGUUUAUCAACGACGAAAACAAUUUCUUUAA
Molecule: messenger RNA, 3570 nt
Organism: Rotaria sordida
Lineage: Eukaryota; Metazoa; Rotifera; Eurotatoria; Philodinida; Philodinidae
Source: the annotation of a GenBank genome assembly